Messenger RNA from Nylanderia fulva, 1461 nucleotides. Its product is annotated as peroxynitrite isomerase THAP4-like. NCBI's taxonomy places the organism in Eukaryota, Metazoa, Arthropoda, Insecta, Hymenoptera, Formicidae. The record is from RefSeq and is a predicted model, not a curated record.
AUAAAAAUUGAUAAUGUGCGCGAGCACAUAAGAUUAGCAACAUGUUGGAGCAUGUUACGAGGCAUCACAUGUCAUCAGCUGAUGGCUGACGCGCGCAUGCGCUUUUGAUAAUUGAUAUGAUUUACAUAUAUGCACUGCACAUGAGCAUGCGUUUGUUUUGUUUAAAAUUAAAAAAAAUUCGAAAAACAAAAUAAUAUAUUUGAGAAGUUGAAAUGAGAUUAUUGUGCACUUAAUAACAGUUUCUCGAUUUUAUGAGCAAUAAUAUUGUCUCUUACUAAAAAUACGAUUAAAAUUGUUGGAGAAUAACCAAGAAUAACAUUGUUGAAUUUUACUGCUUGCACAAAUUUGUGAAGUGUUCAAACAAUAAAAAAGUUAGGUCAGAAGAGAGAAAAAGAGAAUUAUUUUGAAUAUUAUUAACUUGUGAUUUUUAUAUGUAUAAUAUGUUACAAUUUGAUAGAAGAUGAAACAUUACAUGCUUUUAUAAAGCAUAAACUCGAAUAUCCCAAUAGGGAAUCUCUACUUGGAAUAAAAUUUUUUACACCAAUUAUAUAACAUAAAAGUAUAAUACAUAUUUGCUUGAUAAGGUUAUAUUUUGCUAAGAAAUUGUUCAAAUUUAAAUUGAUAUUUGCUUAAAACUCUUAUUCAUUACAUAUAUAUUUAUAUCGAUAUAACUGGAACAAAAAAAUAAAACAGAUUGGAGACAUGGAACGUUUACCAUUACCCAAAGCAUUAGAAUCAUUAGCGUGGCUAGAAGGAACAUGGAGAAUAGACAACUAUGGCAAUGGCAAAUAUACAACUAUUAAAGAUUUCAAAUAUUAUGAAGAAAUAAGUUUUACAUGUAUAGGACAACCCAUGUUCAAUUAUACUGCUCGAAGCUACUCUGUUUCGGAACCAAGAAAACCAAUGGCUCAAUCAACAGGUUUGAGAGUGAAUCCAGAAACUAAUAAAGUAUUUCUUAUCUUGGCACAUAAUUUUGGUUUAACAAGUAUUGAAGAGGGUGAAGUAAUUAACAAUACAAUUUACUUGAACAGCGUUGAUAUAUUAAGAAUGAAAGAGGCAAAACCACCGCAAGUGACACAGAUACGUAGAGAAUUCAAACUCGAUGGAAAUCAUUUAGAGCAUGUGCUUUAUAUGGCGACCGCGAAUACCCCAGUAUUGACUGAACAUUUGCGAGCAAAGUAUGUAAAAGUGAAGGAAGAGGAUAUAAAAAAUAUGUGAAAGAAAUGUGAACAAACAUUUGAAAUGUGAAAAAUGUACGUUUUAUUGUAUAGUUUUCACCAUUUACUUUAUAAUUUCCUGUAAGUAGAUAAUACAUUUUUGUAAUAAUAGUAAAAGUAUUACAAAUGAAUAAAAUUAAGAAAUAGCAGGUUAAAGCACGUACCGAAUUAGCCAUUCACUAUUCAUGUAAUAAUUUUCAGUGAUAUUAUCUGUGCUCAUGUUACAUAACGAAUCUAUUAUGUA